CCCCACUGACCCUCUGCUCCGAGAACAGAAGGAAAGACAGAAACACAUGUGACAGAAAACAAAGGAGGCACUAAGAGAGGUUAGGAAAUGUGUGGGAGGAAGAAAACACUCAAGCUGAAGAGAAAAAGAACGCAAUAAGCCACACCGCCAGAGCCCCCGCAGGAAUCAAGAAGAGCCAGUAGGACAGCUUUUUCUACUGUGCAUUCACUCAGACAGCACAGCCUUAGAGUCCAAGCUCAUUCCUGACUAAUGAUUCUUAUCAAGCGGAAGUCACAUAAGCUUUUGACGAAGUGCCCUGGAAUUCAAAACAGGAAAAGCAAAGAGAAGGAAGGACGAUGUUCUCCGUCCCUGACUGACUACUCCAUCUAUGGUAAUGAUUUUUCUUCCUGUUCUCAUGACGUCCUUCAAAGACAUGCAGACUAUGUUGUAAUCAUUUUGCGUCCUGUUCCCACAAACUCCUUCAGAGACAUGCAGACUCCAUCUCUCCAUCACUCUGUGACAUCGAAGCAAUGGAAGUCCAAAUAUUAGUGAAUGUCAGUGUUAUUACAGUUAAAUGGUUGGAAAUGGAGCCCCCCUGUGGCUAUAUGCCUCGCACUGCAGAGGCAAAUAAGAACAAGCAGAUAAGGCUCCACGGACAGAGACUCGGUGAUGAGAAGAAGGCAGACAAAACCACAGGCAUGAGUGAACACAAAUGACUUGUGAUGCAACAGAUAAACCUGCCUCCUGACUGACAGCCAACCCUCUGUUAGUUCUCUAAUGAUUACUGCUUCUUGAAGGAAACCUUUAGACAGACGUUCAAAGAGCCUGCAAUCCGGUGGUUAAAGGGAAAAACAGAAAAAUAUGAUGCAGCAUUGUUCUUCGCAGGUCGAGGCAGUCUGACCUGAGCUCUGAGAAAGCAGGAGAGGGAAAAGAGCAAACAUCAAAGAAGAACGAAAGAGGAAGGAAGAAGGAAAAGAAUACAAAAAGAUGUGAGAAACAAAGAGAACUCUGGCAGUGUGCAACAAGCAUCUCUGCCUCUCAUUUCGAGGUCACUGUGAAUCGAGCCAGGCGGCCUGUGAUCCACGUGUUGGUGGGGAAGCUGUGAGAAAGAGCUUGGUCCGCAAACAGAAGGAAGGAGCCCUGAAGAAGCAAGAUCAGAUAAUCACAGUUGCUUAUAUAUAUAUUUCUUGAGACAAAAAUGCAGAUUUUAUUUAUCUGUAUCUGGACUUUAACAAAAUUAAAAGAAUAAUACUGAAUAAAAAUAUUCCAGCAUUUAGAAAAAUUGUUGUGGUAAAAGUUUGUUUCUUUUAAUUGGGAUUUUAAUAAGAAUACAGAAACAAACACUUAAAUUGCACCUUUUUGUUUAGUGUUUAGUGUUAUGGCAUGUUAUUUUAAACAUACUAGUCAUGAAAAUGGAUCUGCUUCAAUAAUAUUCACACUGCAGUGUCUACAUUGCAGGGGAUAUGUAUGGAUUAUGAUUGUGAACUACAAAACACACCGCAUACAGAAAAUGAUCAAAAUGAGACAAAAUAGUCACAAUAAAAUCUAAAUAAUCUACAGAGAUCAAAGAGCUCUGAAGACUGGUUACAGAUGAUCCUGCACUUCACCUGAAGGUCCCAAAACAACUACAAAGAGAGGCAGAACAUCUGCAAACAUCUGCCACAUAAAUGUUUAAAAAGACAAAACAUCUUCAUAUUUGGGGGCGACCUUUUAGAUUUAUAGAUUGUUUGUCGAGUGAAAUUCCCAGUAUUUAAAUGACCGUAUAUUACGGCGCAGUUUGUAUUCACUGAUGUGUGACGCCUCUAUGCAAAGACGGGCUUGAUGCAUUCAAAAGAUACCUACAUCAACUUGAAAGCUAUCGGGCUGCCGGUUCAUUUCCAUAGGGUCAUAUGACACACUCGCCACUGAAUUGCACUCUAUUCACCCUGACUUGACCCGUAUUUGGAUUGAGGGAAGUCUGCAACCUUCUGGAUUCACUUAUUUAUUAUUUGCUCAGACCACCUCAAAAUGUGCAGUGUCUUCGGCAUCAAGUGUUGUUUCAUUUUCUUCAACACGCUCUUCUUGCUGUCUGGGGUUGCCCUCAUCACUAUAGGAGUGCUGCAGUACUCGACGUAUUCAGAUAUCGGCACCUUCACAGGGAGCAACUUGUCUAAAAUUGCUAUAGUCCUCAUUGCAGUGGGGGUCAUCAUAGCCUUCGUAUCCCUCUUGGGCCACAUUGGUGCAUUCUUUAAUAGUUCAUCUAUGGUUGCUUGUUUCAUCUGCAUCCUGAUAGUGAUCAUCCUCUUGGAGGUCCUCACAGGAGCCGCCUUUUACAUAUUUCGCAGUAGGGCUGCCCUUCUGCAUAUGGCUAAUGGUGUCAACGCCAAAGCACAGGAAGUGAUUAACGACUACAGCCCUGAGAGGAGACAUGCAAUUGACAAAAUUCAGGAAAAGUUCAAGUGUUGUGGUGCGGACAGCUAUGCCGACUGGUCCCAGAGCGCGGGCUGGGAAAAGCACGACGCCGUGCCAGAUUCCUGCUGCGUGGUGAAGAGUGAGGGCUGUGGACAGGACAAGGAGAAGGCACAUAAAAAGGGCUGCCUCUGGGCAAUCAGUGUCUUCCUGUUGAAAAAUCUGGUGUGGGUCGGCGCUGUCUGCAUUGCUCUUGGAGUCACGGAGGUUUUUGGAGUAUUAGUCGGGGUGUGCUUGUGUCUGGACAUUAAGCGAAAGAACUACGAAAACAUCAGCUAAUGCAUCAUCACUGCUCUAUUAUCUCUGGAUGCUCGACUGUGUCUAGAAAAAAAUCUUAUCUACAUACUUGCUAUAAUUGCAGCUGGUAUCUAACAAAGAGAAAUUGAUCUGCUAUAGUGGUGAAAAAAUCUAUUUUAAAUUAACAUUCAUGCUUACUAUGCACAUAAUUAUUAAACAUGUGAUCGCAUUGGGGUUUUGUGGUGUUGUUUAAUUAGCUUUUAACAAUUAAAAACGUGUGUUGUGAUUAGAAGGUUACAUACACUCAUCAUGGGCAUGAAUUCUUUCAUUUUAGGCUUUUAGUUAUAUUUUUGACUGUUCAUUUCCAGGGUUGAAUGAUUUUACAGGCUAUAUGUCUAAUGUCUUUAAAAAAAAAACGAGAAUUAAGUGCGCUAGUUUGUCAUAAAUUGCGAC
Messenger RNA from Haplochromis burtoni (Burton's mouthbrooder), 3117 nucleotides. Its product is annotated as CD63 antigen-like. The transcript has 10 exons. Gene Ontology annotation, cellular component: membrane. The record is from RefSeq and is a predicted model, not a curated record. Lineage: Eukaryota; Metazoa; Chordata; Actinopteri; Cichliformes; Cichlidae. The coding region runs from base 1987 to 2706 and encodes 239 amino acids.